AUGGACCUACAUGAUCAGUGGGAGAACACAGAGACUACCUGGCACAAGGAAAAGAUGGAAUUACUGGACCAGUUUGACAAUGAAAGGAAGGAAUGGGAAAGUCACUGGAAGAUCAUGCAGAAGAAAAUAGAAGAGCUUUGCCAAGAAGUAAAGCUUCGGAGGAAAAUGAACAUGAAAGACCAUGCUAAGACCAUUAAUCUUGAUUGUGAGAAGGUCCUUCAAGACAAAAUGAUAGCCUCUUCUCCAAAUUACCCCAACUCAGGACAGUGUGAAUUUAUAGGGAUGAAUCACAAACUUGGUCUGGAAAAAGAAAAUAAAACACAACAGAGUAUAUUCACUGGAGAAGAUCAAGUGUGUAAAGAACAAAAAGCAACCAAAAAAUCAAAAGUAGAGUUUAUGGAUCCUUUGGCUGCAGACAACCAAAAGGAAUGCAAAGGCCGGCCUGACCCCAGGACCCGUGAGGAAGAAAGCAAGAGCUGCUCUGGCGCCCUUAAUACAGCCCUUGAAGAACUUGCCAAAGUUAGUGAAGAAUUAUGCAGCUUUCAAGAGGAAAUUCAACAGCAGUCUAACCACAGAAGGAUGAAGUCUGGUUCUUCUCUUCAGGCUAUACCAAAUGUUCUUAAUAAGCCUCACGGGGACUACAUGAUCCGCAAUGGCCAGUGUAUGCUUCCAGUUGGUUUAGAAAAAGAAAAACAAACAAAUAGAAAGAAUCUGAACUGUGUGGAUUUGUCACACAGUGAUUCUAGGAAAAACCAUGGAAUUGACACAAUUGACCUGCAAAAGAAUGAAAUUCCACCAGUUCCUCCUCCAAGAAGCACAUCUCGAAAUCUACCAAGCUCCUAUUCUGAAGGUAUCCAAGCCCAUGAAGGACUGAAGGGAAAUUUGGACAGUUCUUGGGUGGCCCAAAAGAGUCAAAGUGAGAAAAACUGUAAUCCUAAUUUCCCUCUGAGGCUGCAUGACAUGUCUAUGUUACAUCCAAAUGAAGAGAAAACUUCUUUUACACCAGAAGCCAAACCAGGUGCCGAGUCUCUGUGUCAUCAAGAUAAGGGACUUAGCAUGUGGUCGUGCAGCAUUGGGGUAGAUGCAAAAAAUAGCCCUUCCACUUUGUGGUAUCAAAGCACCUGUUCUAUCCCCAGUAAGCCAAAAUAUGAAAAGAUGAUCCCAAAUCAUUCUGCUAAGUCCCAUCCCAAUCUUCAUGUCAGCCAUGACUGUAGCCCUUUGGGGACGCAAACCAGUGGCCGUCUUACGAGUUUCAAUUGCAGCUUCGAAAGGAGCACAAGGAAUGAAAAGCUAGCAGCAAAGACUGAUGAAUUUAACAGAACUGUGUUUAGAACAGAUAGAAAUUGUCAUGCCAUACAGCAAAAUCAGAGCCACUUAAAAUCAUCUGAAGACCCUAACUCCUGUGAGACUUUAAUUUCUCAUGUAAGUAACAUAGCCAAAAAUGACAAUGUGGCUCAGAAAACCAGUGUCCAUGUGCCUAUGCCCACAGAAAAUGUGCCUGAUAAUCCUACCCAAAUAUUCACAACAGGAAAAGUCAGACCAGUGCAGGAACACCUAAGUCCAAGCAGUUACCGUAACAUGCUUCAUGAACAUGACUGGAAGCCCAGCAAUUUGUCUGGCCGUCCAAGGUCAGCUGAUCCUAGGUCAAAUUAUGGUGUUGUGGAAAAGCUGCUGAAAACGUAUGAGACAUCAGCAGGUUCAGCCUUGCAGAACUAUAAAUGCUUCCAGAAUAAUCGGACUGAAUGUGACUUUGAUGUCAGUGGUAAGACCACAUUAAGUCAGCAUUUAGAAAUGCUCCAAAUGGAACAAGAGCUUCAGCAAAAAACAGCCAAAUGUGGAGGUCAGCAAUGGAAGAGAGGACUAGAUCGGAAAAAGACAACAGAGGAACCCAUGGAAGUGAAAUGUUCACAUGGAAAAGGCUUUUCCAGACCUGCCCGACCAGCAAAUCGCCGUCCUCCAUCUAGAUGGGCCUCCCGAUCUCCGUCUGCACCCCCAGCUUUACGAAGAACUGCCCACAACUAUACCAUUUCUCUGCGAUCCGAAGCAUCCAUGGUCUAA
Elephantulus edwardii (Cape elephant shrew) is the source of this 2058-nucleotide messenger RNA. RefSeq names its product KIAA0408 ortholog. Bases 1 to 2058 code for a protein of 685 amino acids. The transcript has 5 exons. NCBI's taxonomy places the organism in Eukaryota, Metazoa, Chordata, Mammalia, Macroscelidea, Macroscelididae. The record is from RefSeq and is a predicted model, not a curated record.